AAAAAACGAAUUAUUAAAUUAUUUGGCCACGCCUCCUUAAUAGAAAUGAAUUAUUAUUAACCCCCAAGCAAAACCAAAUAAAAUGGACAAGCCUCAGAUCAUAGCCCACGUUGAAAAGAGCCUCAAUUUCACACUCUACGACGCCAAGUGGAUACCAUGCAGUGCUAAGUGUGUCGUCCUAGGCUCUCACCCUCGAGAUACGGGUGCAUUCCAUAUAUACGAGCUAAGCAAAGGGGAGCUCAAGUCUAUCAAAGAGUCCGAAAAAAAGCAUUCCUUCAAGUGUGGGACAUUCGGCGGGACAAGUUUGCACCAGCGUAAUCUAGCAACCGGGGACUUUGCUGGCUUCCUCCAAAUAUGGGACCUGGAAAAAACUGACCUCCCGAUAUACUCGGUGAAAGGUCACGAGUUGAUAAUUAACGCUAUUGAUGGAGUGGGUGGGCUGGGGAUUGGAGGAGGGGCUCCAGAGAUAGUGACAGGAAGCAGAGAUGGUACUGUUAAAGUUUGGGAUCCUCGUCAAAAGGGCACGCCCGUGGCCACCAUGUCUCCGGCCGAGGGUGACAUGAAGAGGGACUGCUGGGCAGUUGCUUUCGGUAAUUCGUACAAUGAUGAAGAGAGGUGUGUCGUGUCUGGAUAUGACAAUGGAGACAUUAAAAUGUUUGAUUUGAGAACCAUGACUUUAAAAUGGGAGACCAAUGUUAAGAAUGGGGUCUGUGGGUUAGAGUUUGAUAGGAAAGAUAUUCCAAUGAACAAGCUGGUCUCUGCUACCCUAGAAUCAAAAUUUAACUUGUUUGAUCUUAGAACUUUCCAUCCAGCAAAAGGCUACACAUCACUUACUGAAAAGUAUCACAAGUCCACCACACUGUGGUGUGCAAGACACUCACCUCACAAUCGUGACCUCUUCAUGACAACUGGUGGAGACGGAUCUAUUAGUUUAUGGAAAUAUUCCUACCCCAGUAAGAGAAGCAAGGCUGAUGAAGGCGGGCAUGAGGUUGGGGUAGUCGGUUCUGUUGGUCUCCUUCAAACUGUCACUUUCUCGACUCAACCAAUCUCUAGUCUUGACUGGAGCCCAGAUAAGGAAGGGUUGCUUGUUACAACAUCUUUUGAUCAAACUGUUCGUAUAUGUCUCGUCACCAGACUCAGUACAUGUUAAUUAUUCAUAUCACACACACACACACACUUACAAUCAUCCAACACAACCAUUUCACUUGAUUGUAAUAAUAAUUAUUAUGUUAUCAUAAAAGAAGAUAUCUUCAUUGGAAAUUUAA
This is a messenger RNA of Amphimedon queenslandica, 1265 nucleotides long. RefSeq names its product WD repeat-containing protein 92-like. Gene Ontology annotation, molecular function: protein binding. The transcript has 8 exons. Bases 83 to 1150 code for a protein of 355 amino acids. The record is from RefSeq and is a predicted model, not a curated record. NCBI's taxonomy places the organism in Eukaryota, Metazoa, Porifera, Demospongiae, Haplosclerida, Niphatidae.